AUGCAGGCGGAGGAGGCUGCGGCAGAGGCUGCAGCCCUAGAUGCCCUGGCCAAGCUGGCAAACAUUCUGGAACUGAAGGGUCAGCAGGAGGGUCGGCAGGAGGAGGCAGAACUGCCCGGACAGAUCCUGGCUGAGUUUGUGAUGGAUUCUCGAAAGAAAGACAAGCUGCUGUGCAGCCAGCUUCAGGUAGUAGACUUCCUGCAGAACUUUUUGGCUCAGGAGGACAUUGUCCAGGGCCUGGACCCCUUGGCUUCUGAAGACACGAGCCGACAGAAGGCAAUUGCAGCCAAGGAGCAAUGGAAAGAGCUGAAGGCUACCUACCAAGAACACGUGGAGGCCAUCACCACAGCCCUGACCCAGGCCCUGCCCAAGAUGGAGGAGGCGCAAAGAAAGCAAGCACAGCUCCAGGAGGCCCUUGACCAGCUCCAGGCCAAGAAGCAAAUGGCCAUGGAGAAACUCAGAGCAGCCCAGAAGCAGUGGCAGCUGCAGCAGGAGAAGCGUCUACAGCAUAUGGCAGAAGUUUCUGCAGAGGUGAGGGAGCGCAAGACAGGAAUUCAGCAGGAGCUUGAGCGGCUGAAUCAGGAACUUGGAACCCUGAAGCAGCAAGCAGAGCAGGAAUGGGAUAAGCUGCAGAGGCACCAGACCUUCCUCCAAUUGCUCUACACAUUGGAGGGUAAGCUGCAGUUCCCAGAGGCAGAGCUGCCAUGGCAUUCAGAUCUUCGUGAAGCUAAGCCUCAGCAACAGACCCAGCCUCAGGAGCAGAACACUGGAGAUACCAUGGGAAGAGAUGGGGGUGUGUCCUCCAAGGUGGACGGUGAACUUCUGAGUACAGCCUGAGUUCGGACUGUGACCCACCAGGGGGCAGGCCCUGCAUUCUUUUGAUUAAAAGCCCUGGAACUCUCUCA
Messenger RNA from Phyllostomus discolor (pale spear-nosed bat), 905 nucleotides. RefSeq names its product ZW10 interacting kinetochore protein (gene ZWINT). Gene Ontology annotation, biological process: establishment of localization in cell; mitotic sister chromatid segregation; mitotic cell cycle checkpoint signaling. Gene Ontology annotation, cellular component: cytosol; kinetochore; nuclear body. The transcript is spliced from 8 exons. The coding region runs from base 1 to 837 and encodes 278 amino acids. The record is from RefSeq and is a predicted model, not a curated record. Lineage: Eukaryota; Metazoa; Chordata; Mammalia; Chiroptera; Phyllostomidae.